UUCAUCUGUUUCGAAAAUGAUUGCCACAUGACUGAUUUUUUUAUCGGCCAAAUUUUUUUAAAAAAUAAUUUUUAAAUUUUCCCAUACCAUCAUGAGUUACGAAGAACAACAGGCUGAUGAAUUGGAUGCAAUGAAAGCAAUUUAUCCAACAGAAUUAACAUUAUUCAAUGAUGAUGAUGGUGAUGGUGAUCAUAAGAAAUUAUUGAAUGAAAAUCAAUUGCCAAAAUUUUCAAUCAAAAUCUCCAGUGAAUUCAAUGAAGAUGAUGAUAAUGAUUGUGAUAAAUAUGAACUUGAAUUAUUGUUUCAAUUACCGAAAAAUUAUCCCGAUGUUGGUCCUACAAUUGAAAUAUUUUCAUCAAAAAAUCUAGAAGAUUGUGAUGAAUUAGAAAUCGUUGACAUUCUAAAUGAUAUGAUUGCUGAUAAUAUCGGUAUGGUAAUGGUAUUCACAAUGGUUACACGUGCAUCCGAAUGGUUGAAUACAUUAAAGGAGCGGAAAAUAAUCGAAAGGAAACAAGCAGAAGAACAAAGAAAAAAAGAGAUUGAAGAAAUGGAACGAAAAAAAUUCGAAGGUACACGUGUAACGGUGGAAACAUUCAUAGCUUGGAAAAUGAAAUUUGAUGCUGAAAUGGCUACACUAGCUGCUAAAAAUAAAGAAAUGAAAAAAGAUGAAACAGGAAAAUUAACCGGUAAAGAAAUGUUUCUACAGGAUAAGAAUCUUAUUGAUUCGGAUCUAAAUUUUGCCGAUGUUAUUGCUGGCGAUGAUUUAGAUGUGGAUAUUAAAGUGGAUGAAAGUCUAUUUCAAGAUGAUGAUGAACUUCUGGCUGAAGAUGACUGAUUGGUUAUUUUAAAUGGAAAAAAAAACAUUAUUAAGUUAUAUAAUUAAAAUUUAUCAA
Molecule: messenger RNA, 893 nt
Organism: Dermatophagoides farinae (American house dust mite)
Lineage: Eukaryota; Metazoa; Arthropoda; Arachnida; Sarcoptiformes; Pyroglyphidae
Source: RefSeq, a predicted model, not a curated record